UUAGUCCUAAAAUAUUAGAUAGAUCCUAGCUUCUAGAGUCUAAUAUUAAUUUAAUAAUUAGGCAGGGUUAAUUUAAUCAUUUAAUGAUAAUGUGAAUGAUAUCUACAUGCGGUGCAGGCUUAUAUUAUUUAAUAUUCAAACAUGAGACAGUGUACCAACAUGCCAACAUGAACUGAUUAGAACUAGAAUCUAGAUCAUGAGUAAAGUCUCAUCAGAUGAAGCUGUCAAAGCUGAACUGGAGCUAGUGAAAAAAGAUGUACCUCACAUAGAAGAUGUCCAGUUGAUAGCAGCAGUUCCAGCUUUAGUGAGAGCAGAAAUUAAAAAAACAGAGCACAAACAAAUAGCAGUAACAUGCAUGUUUCCACCAACUUAUCCUGAAAUACCAGUUGUGAUUGAGCUCAAGUCAAAGACAUUAGCCGACAAAUUUCUCUAUGGAUUGACCAAAAUAUGUGACACAGAAGCUAAAAAGUUGAUCGGAAAGCCACAGAUUGUACAUAUAAUUAAAUUUGUGAAAACAUUUGUUGAGGAGAACCCUUUGUGUGUUUGUUCUGGUGAAAUUUCAGCGGUAAAAAAAUUACUGACAAGUGAGCAGGAUGAAAUUAAGCUGAAACAAAAAACAUCUCAAAUCAUUUUGAAGUUACACCAGGAACAGUAUUUCAUGCACCUGGUAUUCACAGUUCCUGAUGACUAUCCCAUUGUUCAGACAGGGGUACAGAUAGAGGAGUGCAACUUUCCCCAUUUCUUGUGUGUUAGUUUCCAAGCUCAAGCUACAGAGAUAGCAAGACAGUGUGUGGUUCCUCCAUUGAAAAAAAAUCCAAAGGAUCCCCCAUUUGUUCUAAAGCCCUCUGUGCAGCCAGUCUGUGAAUUUCUAAUUAACUGCGUCAAAAAAUAUCCCCUAGAAAAAUGCCCCUUGUGUGGUGAUAAAGUUUUACCAGUGGAUCCCAAGGAUGAAAAUGCUUCAAAAGGAAAGUUAAAACCUGUGAAAGUGUAUUGUGGUCACCUGUUUCAUUUUGCCUGUCUAAACAAACACAUGAAAACCCCACCUUUCACAGGAGGGAAAAAAUGCCCAGCUUGUGAUAAACAAAUUUUCCACGAGAAAUGGAAAGUGGCAUCUGAGGUGAUGGAGACUAGAUGGGCCCACAAGCAGGCAAAGCAGAGGGAACUAGAGGAGGUUGUGGAUUUCCUGGAGUGAUCUUCAUCUGGGUGUCUUACUUAG
Messenger RNA from Physella acuta, 1216 nucleotides. RefSeq lists its product as uncharacterized. NCBI's taxonomy places the organism in Eukaryota, Metazoa, Mollusca, Gastropoda, Physidae. Gene Ontology annotation, molecular function: protein binding; metal ion binding. The record is from RefSeq and is a predicted model, not a curated record.